This is a messenger RNA of Hibiscus syriacus, 2168 nucleotides long. RefSeq names its product probable L-type lectin-domain containing receptor kinase S.7. The record is from RefSeq and is a predicted model, not a curated record. Gene Ontology annotation, cellular component: plasma membrane. The transcript has a single exon. Bases 53 to 2059 code for a protein of 668 amino acids. Gene Ontology annotation, biological process: protein phosphorylation. Gene Ontology annotation, molecular function: protein kinase activity; carbohydrate binding; ATP binding. Lineage: Eukaryota; Viridiplantae; Streptophyta; Magnoliopsida; Malvales; Malvaceae.
UUGGGUAAUAUUGAAUCUCCAAUCACAGAAUCUUAUAUCAAAAUCAAAAGCAAUGCUACCAAGAAACCUUCUUGUUUUCUUGCUGUUUCUUGUUUAUCUUCUCUUCACAUUCGAUUCCCCAUUUCUAAUCUCAGCUGAAACCACAAGCUUCAAUUUCCCAUUCUUUACUGCCAUGAACCUCACUCUCCUCGGCGAUUCCCAUCUUAAAAGUGGUGUCAUAGGCCUAACCAGGGAAACUGACGUGCCUUCUUCAAGCUCAGGUAGCCUCAUCUACAACUACCCAAUUCGUUUCUUCGAUCAAGAAUCCAAUAUCACGGCUUCUUUCUCCACGAGUUUCUCUUUUUCCAUCAGCUGCGACGAUCUAAGCUCUUACGGCGACGGCUUAACGUUCUUUCUUUCGCCUGAUAACCAAACCCUCGGGAGUCCAGGUGGGUAUCUCGGUCUUGCUAACUCUUCAGAUUUGGCCAAGAACAAGUUUUUAGCCGUUGAGUUCGAUACCAAGCUCGAUACUCGAUUCAGUGAUUCGAAUGAAAACCAUGUCGGUUUGGAUAUCAACUCGCUUAAUUCAAUCGAGGCCGCUGAUGCAUUGUUGCAAGACGUUGAUUUAAAGAGUGGGAAUUUGAUAACUGCUUGGAUUGUUUACAAGAAUGAUUUGAGGGCCUUGAAUGUUUUCUUGAGUUAUUCGACUGUGAAGCCUCCGACACCAUUGUUGUCUGUGGAUAUUGAUUUGUCUGGUUACCUUAAAACGUAUGUCUUUGUUGGGUUCUCGGCUUCAACCGAAGGGAGUACAUCAAUUCAUACGAUUGAGAAUUGGAGUUUCAAAACUUUUGGUUUCCUUCCUGUGAGACCAAAAUCGCAUCCUCAUAAUGUAUCUGGUAGUUCAGUCACAAUAAUACCUACUGUUCCUGCAUCAAAUACUUCCAAUAAACACCACAGGAGGCUCGGUUUUGGACUCGGGAUUGCUGGUCCGGCUUUCUUUUUCGUGGUUCUUGCUGUUUUUGGUUAUGUUUCUGUGAAGAAAUGGAAGGAUACGAGGGUACAGAAGAAUCUCAAAGCUGAGAUUUUGGCAGGGCCUAGGGAGUUUAGUUACAAAGAACUGUAUGCAGCGACAAGAGGGUUUCACUCCAGUAGAAUCAUAGGGCGUGGUGCGUUUGGAAAUGUGUAUAAAGCCGUAUUUGCUUCUUCGGCGUCUGUUAGUGCGGUGAAAAAAUCGAAACACUCCCGCGAAGGUAAAACUGAGUUCCUAGCUGAAUUGUCCAUUAUAGCUUGUUUGAGGCACAAAAAUCUGGUUCAGCUACAAGGUUGGUGUGCCGAGAAAGGUGAAUUGUUGCUUGUUUACGAGUUUAUGACUAAUGGAAGCCUCGAUACAGUGCUUCAUCAAGACCCUGCGAAUGGCAUAUUGUUAACAUGGUCCCAUAGGCAAAAUAUUGCUAUUGGAUUGGCCUCUGUUUUGGCUUACCUGCACCAAGAAUGUGAGCAACAAGUCAUUCACAGAGACAUAAAGACGAGUAAUAUAAUGCUCGAUGCUAACUUUAACCCAAGGCUUGGUGAUUUUGGUUUGGCAAGGUUGAUGGAUCAUGACAAGAGUCCAGUUUCAACACUCACUGCAGGAACUAUGGGCUACCUUGCCCCUGAGUAUCUUCAGUACGGGAAAGCAACUGAGAAAACUGAUGUUUUCAGCUACGGUGUCGUAAUUCUCGAAGUAGCUUGCGGCAGAAGGCCGAUCGAGAGGGAAGGGGGACUAAACAGCCAGAAAAUGGUGAAUUUGGUUGACUGGGUGUGGGGCUUGUUUGGUGAGGGAAGGAUCAUUGAAGCUGCCGAUAAAAGGUUGAAUGGAGAUUUCAAGGAGGAAGAAAUGAGGAAGUUAUUGCUGGUGGGUUUGAGCUGUGCACACCCCGAUAGUGCUGAGAGGCCUUCCAUCAGGCGAGUCCUUCAGAUUCUCAACAACGAGGCAGAUCCAACAGUCGUGCCAAAGAUGAAACCGAGUCUUACUUUCUCUUGUAGCUUAACUGUUGAGGACAUUGUUUCAGAUGAUGAAGAAAGCAAAACAACAGCUUGAGAGGCCACCCAGGGUUCAAGCCUUGAUCAUAUAGAGUUGGAUUUCAUUUUCUCGUACACAAAAUUCAUUGAUUGUUUAAUUCCUUCAUUCCUUCUUAUACCAUCAUUAU